GUGCCAUCUAGUGUCUAAAAGCGCAAACAUAAAACCACGUUUCGCUUCACGAGAAACGUCGGCCAUUUUCACUUAUUUUCCAUGAGAGCAUUUUUAUUUUCAACCAACCAUUCGCAUCUAGCAGCCCGUGCGAAAAUCGUGCGAUUAAAUUUCUUCGAACAAACGCGCAUUUUGACGCUUGUCAGUGAUAUUUAAUAAUUUUUAGAUCGAAAAUAAUUCGGCGCAUUUUGGCGCAACAUUUCGAAAAUACUUGGGACUAUUCGGCGUAUCGAUCAGGCCUGCAAACUUAUCGCGGAAAAACAACUUUAUUCUUAUUGGAGAACCCGGUGAAUGUGUUUAGCGGAAGCAGGACUUCCAAUUUCAAAUACCGCGUUUAAUAACAUACAUAGAAAAUGACUGAACAACCUUUACCACCUCCAGUAAUGUGGGCCCAACGAUCUUCAGUAGUCUUUUUAACGAUAAAUUUAGAAGAUGUUAAAGACCCAGAAAUUAAAUUCAACAAAGACUCGGUAUAUUUCAAAGGAACCGGAGGCGUAGAGAACAAAAAUUACGAAGUCACCAUCCCUCUUUAUAAAGAAAUAGACCCAGUGUCUAGUAGAAGCUUCAAUCGAGGAAGGUGUAUCGAAUUAUUAAUAGCCAAAGCGAAUCAAGAUGAGCCCUACUGGCCGGCGUUAACGUCUGACAAAAAGAAGCACCAUUGGUUAAAAUGCGACUUCAAUAAAUGGCAUGAUGAGGAUGAUUCUGGAGAUGAAGGUGUCGGAGGUAUGGGCGGUGGAGAUUUCGAAGAGAUGAUGAGGCAAAUGGGUGGUUUAGGUGGAUCGGGCGGUAAACCAAACUUUGACGAUUUGGAAGGAGAUGAAGGAGGCGAUUCGGACGACGAACCCAUUCCCGAUCUUGAGUAGUCUCCCUAAGGUUUACAUUUUUUUUUUUGGAAUUUUGUAUGAUUAUUGUUAAGUUAUAUUAAUAAAAGUUAAGUUUUUAGAGGUGACACACUUCAAUUCCCUUCUUUUAUGUUCUUGACAAUAUAUUUCACAAUAGUUUGUUCGAUUUUACUUUGCUCUCGUCAAAAUAGUGUAGAUUUUUACAGUUUCUAAACGCUAGUAUUUAAAAACUAAUACUAUGUAAUUUUAAGAUAUUUUUAAUUGAAUGUAAUAAAAAUACAAACUUCUCAAAGGCUCUUUUUUUUUUCAAUAAAACUUAUUGUCGACUAAAUUAACCAUUUAUUUUCAAACUUGAUUUUCUGUAUAUGCGAAUCGUUUAGUAGUUAGUGCUGGUAACAAUUAACCGUUAAUUUCCUUAGAUUCUUGUUGCUCAAAUUUCGGAUAUUUGCUUUCUAUUUCGCCCCACGAUUGCUUACUGUAGGCCAAAUCGUGCACCACUUUUGCUAUAUCAUCAACCUGAAAAUUAAUCACAUUAACAACUAUUACAACAUAAAGACAUAUUCUUAUAUUUACAGGAAUUCUAACUUGUCCCAUUGAAUCCCUUUCCCUCAGCGUUACGCUGUUAGGUUCUUUGAACGUAUCGAAAUCGAUAGUAAUUCCAUACGGUAUGGCAAUUUCAUCCGUUCUAGCGUAUCUCUUGCCAAUGGAACCCGAACUAUCGUCCACUUUGUGCGACACAUCAACUUUAGUCAAUUCGGAAGCUGCAACAAAAACGACAAUUAACGCAAAUCUAAUAAAUGAACGUGUACUUACAAAUCUUCUUGAUGAACGGUACAAAUUCUUGAUUCGAGCUAAGAGGUAGUACACUGCACUUUAGCGGAGCUACAAUGGCAGGCAAGGAAAUGUAAGUGCGUUGCUCGUCGUUUUCUCGUUGCUUGAAGUUAUGUUCGAAGAUUGAGUACAUAACUCUUCCAACACCUAUAAAAAUUUUAAUAAUCAGUGACUAUAAUAUAAGUAUAAGUACAUUUUUGGACAAGUAGAAUCAGCAGGGUUUAAAAAUUACUAACUGAAUAAGCACUUACCAAAUGACGGUUCAAUUACACUGGGAAUAAUCUCUUCAACAUGCUCCGUUUUCUUAUACUUUUUAACUUCAACCAUAUCCUUACUGAGAUUAAAUGUUUUAUCCCCCACUGAUAAAUCGUAUGCACUGCAAAAACCACAUCAACGUUAUGAAAAAAAAAUAAACAAUUAGUAAGCAACACGCACCCCUGGCUUUCCAGUUUCUUCUCCAAUUCUUCCACUUCGUCGAUCUUCAGCUUAGCUAACGAUUCCGUGAUAGCUUUAGCGUCUUUUUUGAACGUCUUUCCUAGCAAACCUUUAUUCGGCUGAGCUUCGACGACGUCUAAUACUUUCGGUUCGGCGAGUUUUUUCUCAGCAGCCAGCCUUACGCCAGUGGCGUUAGUGUGCUGGGUGAGAUCGAAAGCCGAACGAUCAGCACAACCCACGCACUCGAUCCAUCC
Molecule: messenger RNA, 2401 nt
Organism: Phyllotreta striolata
Lineage: Eukaryota; Metazoa; Arthropoda; Insecta; Coleoptera; Chrysomelidae
Source: the annotation of a GenBank genome assembly